Molecule: messenger RNA, 1704 nt
Organism: Eurytemora carolleeae
Lineage: Eukaryota; Metazoa; Arthropoda; Copepoda; Calanoida; Temoridae
Exons: 2
Coding region: 1-1704 (567 amino acids)
Biological process (GO): DNA integration
Molecular function (GO): nucleic acid binding
Source: RefSeq, a predicted model, not a curated record
AUGAUCGCCAAAAAUGAUCCAGCUGCAAACCCUGUGUUUUAUGGAGUCAGACUGAUGGAAAUACUAGCCCUGUCUCCACCCAAUAAUUGGUUCUGGUGUCCUGGAAACCUCAACCCAGCUGACCUGCUCACCCGAUCUGGAACCAGCUGCGUGCAGGUCAACUCAAAAUUCUGGUUGAAUGGUAGUUUCUUACCUCAGGACAAAUCCUCUUGGCCCAUCGUCCCUUGUUCUUCCAUCACCUCAGGUGAUAUUCCUACUAGGUCGGUCAACCUGGCAAAAUUUUCCCCAGAUAAUCCUUCCCAGGAAUAUAUUCUGAGUCUUCUACAUCACGAACAAAGCCUCUCCACAGUUCUCCAGGCUCUAAACCUCCUCCACAAGGUUUGCAGAACCUGGAGAAAUGACCCCAACCGGAACAGAAUUAUCCAAGAAGAACCUACUGCUACCUGGAGUUCUAUUAAGUCUUCCAUCAGGUCCUCAAUCCUCAAGUGUUUUACCACGGAGUCGGCUCUCAUCAUUGCCAACAACAAGUUGAAACACCUCGUCAUCCAGCUGGUGGACGGAGUAUAUUACGUGUCAGACCGCAGUUUCCGUUCCAGGAACAGGGUUCCUCUUAUCUGCAAGAAGACUAUUCUUGCCAAAUGCAUCCUGAACGAUGCUCACGCUGAUCUGGGUCACGGUAGGGAUGUCCUUCAGGUACUUACUCACAUUCAGACCAAUUUCUUCAUCCCUGGAGUUCGUAAAAUGAUCACUGCUCUGAAGAAAUCUUGCCCUGGAUGUAUCAAGCUGAACAAGAUUCCAUUCGCAGCAUUUGAAGCUGAUGUCCCUGACGUCCUCAAAUCCAUCCAACCUCCUUUCUCCUACUGCCAAGCUGACAUAUUCGGACCCGUCUUUGCGCACAAAGACGGCACCAAGACCAAGAGGUGGAUCCUGGUAAUCCUCUGUCUUUCCAGUCGCGGGGUGCACCUAGAAAUCCUGCACAACUACAGCGCCCAGAGUAUCACCAGAGGUUUUAAUAGAACCUUCCCCCUGAGAGGCACCCCUCGCAUCAUCUGGAUUGAUGCUGGAUUGAACAUUGUCAAGGCUGGCAAAGACCUGGUCAACACUGAGAUGAAGGUCAUCUCCAACCUCAAUUUGAAAUUCACCUCCAUUGAAUUCAGAGUCACUCUACCCAAACACCAUGCCGGGAUCGGAACUGUUGAAAGAAUAAUUGGUUCCAUCAAGAACACUGUCAGCAAAUCCCUCACAGGACCGCACGAGUUGCACUGCUUGGCAUCACCCUCACUCCCAACCACGUUCUCCAAGGGUUUCGAGAGUGUUUCGGAGACGAGGUCAAACCUACAGCAUCCAUCAACCAAGGACCAGGGCAACCUCCCUCAGGUUGGAGAUAUAGUCCUGUUCAAGAAUGAACCCAUAUACAAGAACCCAAUCUCAGCUGCCAGAGUAGAGCAGCUCCUCUGUAGAAAGAACGGUGACGUCUACGGAGCCACCAUCAGCUAUCGUCGUAAAGUAGGUGGACGAAAAAUCGUAGUGGACAGACAACUCAACCAACUGUACCCAUUCAUGAACCUAGAAGCUCAGUGUCCUCAGGAAAUCGUGCCCACCUUAACCUCGGACUCCACAGAAGCAAGGAAUCUAGCCCCGAGCUCCAGGCUGGAGCCUGCACAGGACGAAUUCCUCCCAGAGCUCAAUGCAAUCAAUCAAUAG